AUGUCACCGCACCACGACGCACCUUCUCCUGCAAACAGCUACAGUCAAGAUACCGACUUCCACCAUUCUGUUCAGUCCGUCUACACUAUGAGCCAAUAUAACAACUUCGACACCAGCUCAAUGGAGUCUACCGAUAUGGGUAUUCGACGAUCCUUGGUUCCUGGCAUCUAUGUUCCCACCGUAGCGUUCUUCGAACCAUCAUCGGAUAACGUUGACGUCGAGACCACUGCCAGCCACGCCGUCCGCCUAGCCAAAGCUGGUGUUGCUGGAAUCACCACACAGGGAUCCAACGGCGAGGCUGUCCACCUGUCACACAAGGAACGUGAUCUCAUCACCAACACCACCCGCAAGGCUCUUGAUGAUGCGGGCUUUGGUUACAUGCCCAUAAUCGUUGGAUGUGGUGCUCAGUCCACUCGGGAAGCCAUCGAACUCUGCGAAGAGGCAGCUUCGGCUGGCGGAGACUACGCUCUGGUACUUCCACCAGCGUACUACCAAGGCUUGUUCUCGAAGGAUACCAUCAAAGAGUUUUUCCAGGACGUAGCCACCGCUUCGCCCAUUCCAAUUCUCAUCUACAACUACCCCGGUGCAGUCUCUGGACUGGAUCUCAACUCCGAUGUUAUCAUCGAAUUGGCUCAGCACCCGAACAUCGUUGGCUGCAAGUUGACCUGUGGCAACACCGGGAAGCUCAACCGCAUCGCCGCAGCAACACGUGCUGCCACUGUCUCAGAUCCUGGAUCCGGCUUCAUGUGCAUGGGCGGGUCCGUUGACUUCACACUGCAGACACUGAUUGGAGGCGGAUCCGGUAUCAUUGGCGGCAUGGCCAACAUCGCGCCCAAGACGUGCGUCAAGCUUGUGGAGCUGUUCGAGGCUGGCAAGCUCGCGGAAGCCCGCAAACUCCAGGCCAUCGUUGCCCGAGGAGACUGGGCGGCUAUCCAAGGCGGCAUCAUUGGCACCAAAGCUGGGCUUAUGGCCCAUUUCGGAUAUGGAGGCUAUGCUCGUAAGCCUCUCCCUAGGCCCGGAAAAGACGAAGUUCGCAAGUGGCGAGAUGCCUUCGACGAGCUUGUCAAGACUGAGAACUCUCUUUGA
Messenger RNA from Alternaria postmessia, 1086 nucleotides. RefSeq lists its product as uncharacterized. The coding region runs from base 1 to 1086 and encodes 361 amino acids. The transcript has a single exon. Gene Ontology annotation, molecular function: 4-hydroxy-tetrahydrodipicolinate synthase activity. The record is from RefSeq and is a predicted model, not a curated record. NCBI's taxonomy places the organism in Eukaryota, Fungi, Ascomycota, Dothideomycetes, Pleosporales, Pleosporaceae.